Molecule: messenger RNA, 522 nt
Organism: Alternaria incomplexa
Lineage: Eukaryota; Fungi; Ascomycota; Dothideomycetes; Pleosporales; Pleosporaceae
Exons: 2
Coding region: 1-522 (173 amino acids)
Source: RefSeq, a predicted model, not a curated record
AUGUUCCUUCCCACAGCCCUCCUAGCUCUAAUCCACCUCGCCCUCCCCGCUCUAUCCCACGCCUCCCCACAACCAGCCCUAGUCUCCUCAGAUUGGGAGAUGUCACUAGUCCCUCGCCACACCCUCUUCCUACGACAAGUAUCCGAUCUGCAGACCUUUGACGGCAACCUCGGCGGAACGCGUGCAUCACCCAUUACAAAUUCAGGCGACAAAGAACGACCAUUCCAGGUCGAUGGGGACACAUUUACCAGUUUUGAUUCUGCGGCGCAGAGAAGUUGCGAUAAUCAGUUUCAAGGUUGCAGUAACACUGCGAAUAGUAAUGGAGGUGGUGGAGGUAGGGGGAAGAAGGGGAAGAAGAGGCAGGAUGGGGGGUUGAGUGUUAAUGACUGUGAUGAGCAGAAGAACAAGUGCAACGAUGCGCAGAAGAACGCACAGGUCAAGGACUUCAAUAGUGCGGUUGCGAGUACGAACAUUGGUCCUGAUCCUGAUUUUCCGGAUUUCGAUCUUAUUUGUGAAGGGUAG